CUCAGCCAGGUGUGGAGUGCAAUUAAUCUAUCAAUCACUCAGCGACCAUGCCUCCACGCACCAAACGAGCCCCAUCAUGGACCAAUGCAGAGCUGCAGGACCUCAUUAGUGUUUGGGGAGAGGAGGCUGUGCAAACACAGCUGCGCUCCAGAAGGAGAAAUUAUGAUACGUAUGGGCAGAUAUUGCAGUCCUUGAUGAGAAGGGGCCAUGAACGGGACGCCUUGCAGUGCAGGGUAAAAAUUAAAGAGCUGAGGAGUGCGUACUGCAAAGCCCGUGAGGGAAAUCGCCGAUCAGGAGCUGCCCCCACAACCUGCCGCUUUUACAAGGAGCUGGAUGCCAUGCUUGGGUGUGACCCCACUGCGAAUCCUAGGAGCACGAUGGAGAGUUCAGAGCAGGGAGCAGUGGGGGAUGUUGUAGAGGACGGAGACAGUGAGGCUACUGGCGUGGCGGGAGACACCCCGGAGUCCCAGGACACAUGCAGCCAGGAUCUCUUCUCCAGCCCGGAGGAGGCUAGCCAGUCACAGCAGCUGGAAGCUGAUGUAGAGGAGGAAGCUGAGGAUCGUGCUCGGGGGACCUUGACUACUGCAGCCGUAUCACCAGCCUCACGUAGGUUGCAGAACUUGAGACGGAAUCCUAGGAAAUCAAAAGAGGAAUUGAUCAAGUCUGUUAUGAGCCACUACAACAGAGAAAGUAGGAAUACAGAGGAAUGGAGAGAGAAAACUUACGUGAGGAAAGACUCUGGCUCUUGGUGUUCAGGCAACAGUCUAGUGACUGUUCAAAAAGAAAUACACAAAAUGAGCCAAGGUGCUAUUUUCCAUAGCACCAGUUAA
Messenger RNA from Gopherus flavomarginatus (Mexican gopher tortoise), 830 nucleotides. RefSeq names its product zinc finger and SCAN domain-containing protein 20-like. The coding region runs from base 48 to 830 and encodes 260 amino acids. The transcript is spliced from 3 exons. Lineage: Eukaryota; Metazoa; Chordata; Testudines; Testudinidae. The record is from RefSeq and is a predicted model, not a curated record.